Messenger RNA from Colletotrichum truncatum, 2811 nucleotides. RefSeq names its product MFS drug efflux. Gene Ontology annotation, cellular component: plasma membrane. Lineage: Eukaryota; Fungi; Ascomycota; Sordariomycetes; Glomerellales; Glomerellaceae. The record is from RefSeq and is a predicted model, not a curated record. Gene Ontology annotation, biological process: transmembrane transport. Gene Ontology annotation, molecular function: transmembrane transporter activity.
AUGGCAGAAGACCCUGAAAAACAGAAAGAGACCGUCCCGACUGGUGGCCCACUGGAGAAAGGUGAACCCGACAAUGCCUCCAACAAGGGCCCUUUGUCGGGUGACAACACGGAUACAGAGCGAGGAGCCAGCAAGGACAUCACGUCUGGAACAGUCCGUACCGUGACCGGUUGGAGAUGGGGUAUCGUUGUCUUCGCCAUCCUCUCCUCAACAUUCCUUUUCGCCCUCGACAACACCGUCGUUGCAGAUGUGCAGCCUCAGAUCGUGCUCCAGUUCGACGCCAUCACCGACAUUGCCUGGCUGGGAGUUGCCUUCAUCAUGGCUGCCAACUCCACGAACCUACUCUUCGGACAGUUGUAUUCACACCUCCAACCUAAGUGGUUGUACAUUGGGAGUGUUGUAGUCUUUGAGGUGGGAAGCGCCGUCUGCGGUGCGGCGCCGAACAUGGAGAGUCUCAUCGUCGGUCGGGCAUUGUGCGGCCUUGGUGGGGUGGGCAUGUAUCUCGGAGUCAUAACUCUCAUCGCCGCCACGACAACCAUUCAGGAGAGACCUGCGUAUCUUGCCUUCAUCGGUCUCACUUGGGGAUUGGGGACCGUCUUGGGACCCGUCAUUGGCGGCGCUUUUGCCGACUCCGAUGCUACUUGGCGAUGGGCCUUCUACAUCAACCUCCCGAUUGGAGGACUCGCGGCGCCGGUUUACCUCUGGAUGCUCCCUUCACCUGACCCCCAGCCAGGCGCAACCGUGCUUCAACGCCUUGUCGAGAUCGACUGGGUUGGCGUGCCACUCAUGCUAGGAGCCAUCAUCUGCUUUACAAUGGGCAUCAGCUUCGGUGGUCUUAUGUACGAAUGGGACUCGGGCCAGGAGAUUGCCCUGUUCGUCGUCGCCGGUGUGCUUUUCAUCGCCUUUGGUGUUCAGCAGGCAUACUGCAUUGGUACCACCAAAGAGCGACGUCUCUUCCCGGUCGAGCUUGUCUUUUCCAGAAAGUACUACCGGACCAUCAUCUUGAUGUUCUGCAUCACGGCAUCAGGAGGCUGCGCCAUCUUCGUCCCGGUAUAUUUCAUUCCCAUCUUUUUUCAAUUCACGCGAGGUGACAGCGCUAUUGACGCGGCUGUUCGUCUACUUCCCUUCAUCAUAGUAACGGUCUUUGUCACUCUCCUCCAAGGUGGUAUCCUCUCGCACCCAUCCGGCAAAUUCGGGUUAUACUUCCCUUGGUUCACCGUCGGCGGUGCCAUUGUCGUCGCUGCGGCAUCGCUGAUGUAUGUCGUUGAGACUGACACAAGCACGGCAUGGGUGUACGGGGCGUCGGCCAUGCUCGGAGCUGGAGUGGGGACGUUCACGCAGGCAGGCUUCUCCAUCUCUCAGGCUAGUGUGCCCGAAGACAAGGCGGCUGUCGCUUCUUCACUCAUAGCACUGGCCCAGACGAGCGGAAUUAACAUCGCACUGGCUGUCAGCAAUGCCGUGUUCCUGAACAGAGCCGAGCAGCGCUUGACCGAUAUUCUUCCGGAUACCGUCUCGGAGGAGCAGAUCCGGCUUGCCAUCGCCGGCGUGGGAGUAGAAUUUGUCCGAACACUGCCUCAGGAAAUGCAGCAGAGAAUCCUAAAUGCCAUUGUUGAAGCUCUGAACCUGCCGUACAUCUUGGUCAUUGUGGCUGGUGCGGUGGUGCUUCCCGCCAUGGCCGUCCUCAUCGGCCUCCCUUUCGUGAGAGGCCAAGUCCGCGGACUUUGGCUGGCAGCCUUUCUACACCUUCUCCUGGCCACAUCAGUUUGCGCCUACAUGCCGCUCUCAGAAGGCGCGCUACGAAACAUCACCAUCUCUGAGGCCGACUUUGAUAUCCACAACGGUCCUCUGCUCUCACCCAUCCUCAUUCCCCGCGUGCCCGGUACGCCCGGCCAGGUCAAGACCCAGGAGCAUUUUGUGAAUUUCUGGAAGAAGAACCUGCCUAAAUGGGAAAUCCUGUGGCAGAAUUCCACCGCCAAGACACCUGCCACGGGGAAUAAGGACAUUCCCUUCCAAAAUCUCAUCUUCCGCCGCGAGCCGCCCUGGACAAAGCCCGGACAGGCCAACUUUCUCACUCUUGUGGCUCACUAUGACAGCAAGAUUGAGCCUGCAGGCUUCAUUGGCGCGACGGACAGCGCUGCUCCGUGUGCGAUGCUGAUGCACAUUGCACGGGCUGUUGAUGGGUAUAUGACCCAGAUGCAUGAUGAGAUGGUCGCGCUGGGUGAGAAUGGAGGAACGGUUCCGCAGGACAUGGGUCUGCAGAUUCUGCUUUUGGAUGGUGAAGAAGCAUUUCAUUCCUGGACGGACACCGACUCAUUGUAUGGCGCGAGAUCUCUGGCUGAGGAGUGGGAGAAGACAUUCAACCCCGCCAUGUCUCACUAUAAGAACCCACUUGAGCAAAUUAGCAUGUUCGUUUUGCUCGACUUGUUGGGAUCCGCCGACCCAAAUGUCCCAUCCUACUUCCAGACGACUCACUGGGCGUACAAGAGCAUGGCAACCCUUGAGAAGCGCAUGCGUGACUUGGGUGUUCUGGAGACGAAGCCCAGCUCCCCGUUCCUCGGCGACGCAGACAAGGACCCCAAGCGUUUCGGCAUGAGUGGUAUCGGGGAUGAUCACGUCCCCUUCAUGGCGAGGGGCGUCAACAUCCUCCACAUGAUUCCGUCGCCGUUCCCUGCGGUCUGGCACAGGCCCGAGGACGAUGGUGAGCAUCUCGACAUGCCCACAGUAAGAGACUGGACGAGGAUUGUAACUGCUUUUACCAUGGAGUGGCUUGAUAUGAGUGAAGUAAUGCCAGAGGAGGCUGCACAAGUAUAG